UAAUUCUUGUCUUGUUUUUUCAAGAACAAACUAGAAACUCUGUCUGAGGAGCUGAAGAGGAAAGGUGACUUUGUGGAGGAACUUCAGAGUAUGAACGGAAAGGACUUGGUGCAGGAGGUGGCGAAGCUCCGUCGCUCUCUGGAUGAUGCUGAAGGACUCAGCAGAGACACCAAGAAGGAAUGGGCUGUCCUGCGCAGUCAAAAUAUUGCUUUGGAGGAGACGACUAUGACUCUGACUGCCAGCUAUGAGAAGCUGGACACUGAGGUGACCAGCCUGCGUGCUCAACUUGAGACAGAGAAGUCCCGCUAUAGAAAGAUGCAGAACGAUCUCCAAAAAGAGCUGAAUGUUGCGUUUAAUGAGAACACCAAGCUCACCACUCUGCUCGAUGGAAAAGUCCCAAAAAAUCUCAUAGACAGCGUGGAACUUGAGAGAACAGUGGCUAACCUGACGAAGCAGGUGUGUGAGUUGACCGAGGAGCUAUGCGCUGUUCAGACUCACAGAGACAACCUGCUCUCAGCCCAAACUCUGCACCAGGACGAGGCUCAGCAGCUCAGAGACUCCCUGCAGACGUCCCAGGAUGAGAAUCUAAAAAUCCGAGCAGACUUUAGUGCUGCUGUGCUGAGGGAGCAGGAGCUGAGCCAGCAGCUCAUGGUCACCAUUGAAGAGACAGGCCUGAAACUGGAGGAGCAUGAACGACACAGAGCAUCACUGGAAGAAAAACUGAACGAGGCGCUGCAGCUAGUGAAGGAUUUGGAGGAGAAGCUUGCUGACAGUGAAGUUUCCAGAAGCACAGAGGAGGAGAUCAGCAAAGAACUCCAAGAACAACUGAAUCAGCUGACUGAAGAGCUUCAGUGUGUGCAAGCUGAGAAGGAGCAGAGUGCCAGAGUUCAAAGCUCUGCAGAGGAGAUGGAGAAGCUGCUCUCUACAGUCACAUCUCUGACUGCAGAGAGAGACCAGCUCAGGAAUGAGCUGCAGAUGGCUGUAGAGACGCAAGUUCUUCUUCAGUCUCUUCAGGACGAGCUCCAGGAGCAGAGGCAGAAGACCUCAGAUCAGGUUAAACUCAUCGAGCAGAAGGAAUCUGAUAUUCUGAGUCUGUCACAGGAGCUUCAGUGUGUGCGAUCUGAGAAAGACGCUUUCCAGACGGCGGGUGUUCAGAGCUCUGAUGGAGAGAUGGAGAAGCUGCUGUCUGCUGUGGCUUCUAUCACUGCAGAAAGAGACCAGCUCAAGAUAGACCUGCAGGAAAAUGUGGACAUGAUGAUUGAGAAUCAGGACGAGCUGAGGGCAGCUCUGGAGAAGAACUGUGAACAGAAGGAACGCAUCAAACAGCUGGAGACUGCACAAAAAUCCCAACAGGAUGCACCUCCCAGGGAUCUGAGUGAGCAGCAAGAAGAGUUGCAAACACAAAUAAAGACUCUGACUGAGCAGUUUGAGAGUGCUCAAGCAGAAAGAGACAGUCUGCUGUCUGAGAAAGAGGCCGGUGGUCAGACCUCCACAGAGGAGAUGGAGAAGCUGCUGUGCAGAGUGACGUCUCUCAGUGAGGAGAGAGAUCAGCUGCAGGAGAUCCUGGAGGGACUGAGACAGGAGAAGAAUGAGCUCAGAGCACAGCUGGAGGACAGCAUGGAGACACAGCAGACUGUUCAGCCAAAUACAGUUUAG
This is a messenger RNA of Larimichthys crocea (large yellow croaker), 1656 nucleotides long. RefSeq names its product centromere-associated protein E-like. The record is from RefSeq and is a predicted model, not a curated record. The coding region runs from base 91 to 1656 and encodes 521 amino acids. The transcript has 13 exons. Lineage: Eukaryota; Metazoa; Chordata; Actinopteri; Sciaenidae.